Messenger RNA from Acanthisitta chloris (rifleman), 768 nucleotides. RefSeq names its product FAD-dependent oxidoreductase domain containing 1 (gene FOXRED1). The record is from RefSeq and is a predicted model, not a curated record. Gene Ontology annotation, molecular function: oxidoreductase activity. The annotation marks the transcript as partial. Lineage: Eukaryota; Metazoa; Chordata; Aves; Passeriformes; Acanthisittidae. The transcript is spliced from 7 exons. Gene Ontology annotation, cellular component: cytoplasm.
AGAGCCUCCACGGUGCUGUCAGUCGGGGGGAUCCGGCAGCAGUUUUCCCUCCCAGAAAACAUUCAGAUGUCAAGAUUCUCCGCCAGCUUUCUCCGCAACAUCAAUGAGCACCUCGGGGUGCUGAACGAACCUCCCAUCGACAUCCAGUUCCAGCCCUCAGGAUACCUCUUCCUGGCCUCCCCAGAGGGCAGUGCUAGGCUGGAGGACACCGUCCAGCUCCAGAGGCAGGAAGGGGCACAGGUGACCCUGCUGUCCCCAACACAGCUGAAGGAGAAAUUCCCCUGGAUAAACACAGAGGAUGUGGCCUUGGCAGCCUAUGGUCUGGAGGACGAAGGCUGGUUUGACCCGUGGACCCUCCUCAAUGCUUUCCGGUGCAAAGCCAUAUCCCUGGGAGUCCACAGCUGCUCCGGGGAGGUGCGAGCUUUUGUCACCUCAUCCAAUGACACGCUGCCAUCAGCGCCCAAGUCCGCGCGCAUCAAAUACGCCCACAUCUACAUGCCAGACAGCCUGGAAUACCAGCCAGUGUCCUGUGCCAUCGUGGUCAAUGCCGCGGGCGCCUGGGCCGGGAAGCUGCUCGAGGCAGACGGGCUGCCCAGAGACCUGUGCCAGACCCCCCUGCCCAUCCAGCCCAGGAAGAGGUACGUGUUCUGCUGGCACUGCCCCGACGGCCCAGGCCUCUCCUGUCCUCUCCUUGUCGACACCUCUGGAGCUUACUUUCGUCGCGACGGCAUUGCCGGGAACUACCUGGGCGGCAUGAGCCCCCCCGAG